Messenger RNA from Neurospora tetrasperma FGSC 2508, 945 nucleotides. RefSeq lists its product as uncharacterized. Gene Ontology annotation, cellular component: RNA polymerase II transcription regulator complex. The transcript has 2 exons. NCBI's taxonomy places the organism in Eukaryota, Fungi, Ascomycota, Sordariomycetes, Sordariales, Sordariaceae. Gene Ontology annotation, molecular function: DNA-binding transcription activator activity, RNA polymerase II-specific; transcription cis-regulatory region binding. Bases 54 to 761 code for a protein of 235 amino acids. The record is from RefSeq and is a predicted model, not a curated record.
AAUUACGAACUCACGAGUCAGGCCCCACAAACGGAUAUCAACCAGUGCCCGGAAUGAUGCCUGUUGGCGUCCCUCCCCAACCCGAGCAACAAGGUGCCAUGCCUGCCCCCAGUACGCCUGUUGGUGUAUCACAAAUGGGAAUCGUGAGUCCGGGCGAUAGCGCUGGUGAUGGUAGGAAGUCCAAACGAGAACUGUCACAGUCGAAGCGCGCUGCCCAAAACCGCGCCGCACAGAGAGCAUUUCGUCAACGAAAAGAAGGUUACAUCAAGAAGUUGGAGCAACAAGUCAGAGAUUACAGCGAGAUGGAAAUGAGCUUCAAGGCCCUGCAGAACGAAAACUUCGCGUUAAGGGACUACAUUCUUCACCUGCAAAAUCGACUCAUUGACGUCCAGGGUGACUACCCACAACCUCCUCCGAACAUCAGCCUAGCAACCCCCCACACUCAGCAACUUCAGCAACAGCAACCGCCUCCACCACCCUCCGUACCUCACGGCAUUGCGCCUGAUCCAGUCCAAGCUGUACAGCAGGUUCCUCCCGCUACCAGUGCUCCGUCGGCAUCCUUGGAGGAAGCCGCGCAAGCCGUAGCCGGCCUGAGCCGAAGUGACCACCACAUGGGUGGAACUUCCCGGGAUCCCUAUAAUACGGCGGCAUCUCGCACAGAUGAGGACGCGAGGACGGCGGAGGUGAUUCAGAGGCAAUUGCAGGCGGAUAACAACUCAGGCAUGCCGGAUGGCCUCCCACUUCAGCAAGCAGCUAUAUAGGAAAAUGCUGGCACAACAGAUUAAAUGGUGGAAAGUAUGGGUCUGCAAACCAGUGUCGAUGGCCAAUCUGUUGUCGAGCUGUGGUUCGGCGUUCUUAUACCGUCUAUUCUUUGGACUUUGGUUCUUGGCUUUGUCACUUCACCAUGGCGUUGCGGGUUGAUCUCUAUAAUUCGAAGUCGUUACC